Coregonus clupeaformis (lake whitefish) is the source of this 1204-nucleotide messenger RNA. Its product is annotated as yjeF N-terminal domain-containing 3. The record is from RefSeq and is a predicted model, not a curated record. Lineage: Eukaryota; Metazoa; Chordata; Actinopteri; Salmoniformes; Salmonidae. Gene Ontology annotation, cellular component: mitochondrion. The coding region runs from base 108 to 848 and encodes 246 amino acids. The transcript is spliced from 6 exons. Gene Ontology annotation, molecular function: NAD(P)HX epimerase activity.
AGGAUGUGUGCAUCACUGUGAGUUUGAGAGACUAAGAGAAGGGAGCUAGACAAAAUACCAAUUUGCUCCAGAGUUACAAUUUGCUCCCCCCAUCACACAUUCUGAAGAUGGACUACAGCUGUUCUAACCUAGAAACACCCAGAGAGCCUCUCCGCUACCUCAGUAAUGAGGAGGCUGCAGCCUUGGAGGCAGAGUUGCUGGGAGAGUAUGGCUUUGGACCGCAGCAGCUGAUGGAGAUCUGGGGCCAUGCCUGUGCCAUCGCUAUCACCAAGGGCUUCCCCCUGAGUUCCCUCAAGAGGCAUCCUACAGUGUUGGUGAUCUGUGGUCCCAGUCAGAACGGCUGUAUUGGUCUGGCCUGCGCCCGCCACUUACGUAUGUUUGACUAUAUGCCCACGGUGUACUACCCCAAGCGCUCUACUCUGGCCCUGCACCAGGACUUUACAGUACAGUGUGAGAAAACGGACAUCCCUUUCCUCUCAUAUCUCCCCGCAGAGGUGCAGCUGAUAAACAAUGCGUAUAACCUGGUGGUGGAUGCCAUCAUGGGGCCGGAGACGGAGCCGUCUGAUAUCAGUGAGCCCUACAGCAGCAUCCUGCUCACCCUCAGACACAUCCGUAUCCCCAUCGCCAGCGUGGACAUCCCCUCAGGGUGGGACGAGGAGGAAGGGGCCAACGUCGACUGUAUAAACCCGACAGCGCUCAUCUCCCUCAUGGCACCAAAGAAGUGUGCCGUCGGUUUCAGUGGGACACAUUACCUGGUGGGACGCACCCUGCCCUAUGACAUCCAGAGGAAGUAUAAGCUCAAUGCGCCAGACUACCAUGGCACAGACUGUCUGGUUGAGCUGGGGUAAACAAACAGAUGCGCUGUUUUUCAAGGGUUUGAACUAAGCCCUGUUCAAAUAUUUAGAAGUGUAGGCCUAUCCUUCCUUCAUCCUUGAGGUUAUCUACUGAGAGAAGAAGGAUGCCUUAUUUGUAAUGAGGAUAUGUAGCAGAUAUCUCUUUCUUAGUGUAACAAGGAAGUAAAGCUUUCUGUAUAUUAAUAAUCUCAGAAAACCAGUCAGAUUGACCCGCAAGGUUCUAAACCUUGAGGAAGUUUGCACAGCUGUAUAAGAUAUGUAACAUGGUGUUAAGUUUGCCAAAAUGAGCUGUUAAUAAUUUGUCCAUUUUCAUGUUUGUUUGCCAAAAUAAACAUGAGCUGUAAAUCAUU